Microsporum canis CBS 113480 is the source of this 528-nucleotide messenger RNA. RefSeq lists its product as hypothetical. The transcript has a single exon. NCBI's taxonomy places the organism in Eukaryota, Fungi, Ascomycota, Eurotiomycetes, Onygenales, Arthrodermataceae. The coding region runs from base 1 to 528 and encodes 175 amino acids. The record is from RefSeq and is a predicted model, not a curated record.
AUGGCAUCUGGGUUGUUGAUCGAUCCGAUGCGGCUCCUCCGCCUUGCGCCUCUCAUCAGCAGCACGGGAAGCGUGAUGUACUCGACCUGCGAACUCAUCAUGAACUCCGCCUUCCUACACCCUGCGGUUCGCAGAGAAGCCGACGUCGUUCUCCCUCGGUGGUUCAAGACAGUAUUCCAAAGUGGCGUCACGAUAGUUAUUGGACUAAUAACCAUAACCACGUCCACAUCCUUAGCCAACAUAUACUUCUCAUAUGAUAACAACUCCUCGAUUACAGAAGGCAUUAUGGCUCUACCGUUCAGUGCCAAAAUGUACGCUUUGGGGGUGACAUGCGCCUUGGGUCACUUGACGUUCAUCCCAUGGGUUUCCCAGCCAAUUGAACAUUUGAAGGAAAACACAUCAAAGCGAGGUGGUUCAGCAGAGAUGGAAGAUUGGUUGAGCGUGCAUAGAAUUAGAUGGACCCUCGCGGACUUCCCCGCCUGGGUGGCCUUCUUUUUGGCUGUUUUGACAUUUGAAGGAACUCUUUAA